This is a messenger RNA of Paramisgurnus dabryanus, 4385 nucleotides long. RefSeq names its product galactose-3-O-sulfotransferase 4 (gene gal3st4). Gene Ontology annotation, molecular function: galactosylceramide sulfotransferase activity. Gene Ontology annotation, cellular component: membrane. NCBI's taxonomy places the organism in Eukaryota, Metazoa, Chordata, Actinopteri, Cypriniformes, Cobitidae. The record is from RefSeq and is a predicted model, not a curated record. Gene Ontology annotation, biological process: glycolipid biosynthetic process.
CACACUAACACGCACAAACCCCACAUACAGACCCCUCCAGAUAGAUACAAAGCGCUCUCUUUUCUCCCUCUAAACCAACUGCUGUCUCAAAGAAGCUCGAGGAAAGCGCAUGCAUGUCAAGCAAACGAGGUAUCUAUCGCACUUUACGGCAAUUCGCAGACGUUUAGUGGUCGGAAGCUGUGCGCAUUGAUGGAUCAGUUACAUUACACAGACGUCGUCGGGCAGAUUUGAAAAGCAUCGGCCGGGGUGUCCGAGAUGCACUGUGGUUAUCGCGAAGCGCCCAUCUGUAGUGAUACCGGCCGGGUUUUAUCAUGGUUUUUAGACGGUCAGCUCGGAGAAUGCGGUGGCUGGGGUGCUAUAGACUGAGGCCGAUAUGGAAAGCAGUUCUGGUAUUUGCUGUCAUUGCUUUUGCAGGACAGCUUUUGGGAGUUAUCUUUAAUAAAAGUUGGGUGCAGCCAGAGAGGCCUCGAUCCCUCUUUGCUUUUCCCUCUGAGAAUUCCCAAGGGUCCUCUCUAGGAUCGUGUCAACCUCACACUCACAUCAUGUUUUUGAAGACUCACAAGACAGCCAGCAGCACCGUUCUCAAUAUGCUCUACCGGUUUGGAGAGGAGCGGGGCCUAAAAUUUGCCCUGCCUGUUGGGUACCAAUUUGGUUACCCGCUUCCCUUUAUUGCCCAAAGGGUGAAAGGGUACAGAGGUCCUCACAUGGAAGACUUUGACAUCAUAGGAAAUCAUAUGCGGUUCAACAAGCCAGAGGUUGAAAAGGUCAUGCCAUCUGACACCUUCUAUUUUUCUAUCCUUCGAGAUCCUGUGGCUUUAGCCGAAUCCUCCUAUGCCUACUACAAAAAUGUUGCCCCUGCAUUCAGGCGUGCCAAAGGCCUUGGUGAUUUUGCCGAUAACCCCCAUAAAUACUAUGAUCCCAGACUGCGAAACAACCAUUAUGCUCGCAACUUGCUGUGGUUUGACUUCGGUCUGGAUCAUAAUGCCAACUUCAGCCUACCGCUGGUUAAGCGUGGUGUGGCAGCAGUGCGUCGAAACUUUAAGCUUAUCCUCCUGUCAGAGUAUUUUGACCAUUCUAUGGUUCUGCUCCGCCACGCUCUCUGCUGGCCCCUGGAUGCUGUGGUUUCUUUUAGCCUAAAUGCCAGACAGCAGGUGUCAAGUGUAAGGUCUGGCUGGGUGGGUAAGGCUGCACUUCCAGCCCCCUUGGCUUUAACAGAUGAGCAAAGAGUAAAACUACGAGAAUGGAAUUCUUUAGACUGGUACCUUUACCAAGCGUUCAACCUCACUUUCUGGGAGGAAAUAGAUCGCUUCGGACGUAGCCGAAUGGAGGCUGAGGUAGCCUUGCUUAGGAACAGACGGGAGGUUCUCGCUCGUGCUUGCUUACGUGACGGUGGCCGGCCUGUAGAAGCCAGUCGCAUCCGGGACAAGACCAUUCGUCCCUUCCAGAGUGGAUUAGUGAAGAUCCUAGGUUACGAGCUGCAGCCUGGACUAGACAACGCCACGUGGGAAGCUUGCCUACGUAUGAUCCGGCCUGAGAUUCAGUACAAAGACUUGUUAGAUCUACGGCAGUUCCCACGAGCCCAACAACCCCCAAGGCCAGACAUUGCUGCUGGAGGAAUUCAAGUAGUGAGGGAGUCCUUAAUACUAAGGACUGAAGACCAAGGGGGGAAGAGAUUGGUCGAGAAAGACUGGGAUGGGACAGUAAUGCUUCGAAAUCAAUCUUUAGAACAUGCUGAUUCAAGAGUAAGGUUUAGAUAGUGAGCUUGUAACACCGUUUUUGCCUCAAAGUCAGAAUGAUUUCUGACCCUUAUUUGGCUCCACUGGGCCUCUGUGCUGCACUACAAAAGGUGAACGGAUGUCCAAGACUUAAGCUUUAGGUGUGCUUCAUUUUUUCACCUGCCGUUACGUCUAGUGUAUGGUUGAGCUUGGUUGAAAGUUUCAAAAUAUGCUCCGCUGGACGCGAUUGAUGCAUGUGGACUAGGACUGCUUUGUUUUCCUCCAUCUGACCUGCAGAAGACCGCACGCUCUGCUGCUAACGAUAUUUGAACGAGACGUACCGGCAAAGGGAAAACCAAAGCAUGCUUUUGGCUUUACAACACACCGAUUUGCCACUGACUCUUCCUCGUCUUGUUCUUCUACAUUCUGUUUAAUACAGUGCAAAGUUUUACAGUAAAGACUAAAGCUACUGGAGGAAAAAAUGGUACACAGAUGCCUAACAGUGGCCAAAAGAUGUGGCUCCAUAUUUAUGUGAGGUUGAUGUUGUGGAUGAGUAAAAUGAGACAAUUGGAAAUGCAUUUCAUGAUCUUACUUGCACAAACACAGUGCAGUGAAAUUACUAAACCGAGUCUCAUAAAAAAGUGCUCAUUUACAAGAAAACAUAUCAGAUGCACUUAUGAGUUUUGCAACUGAGCAACCGAAUUUGAAGAGACACACAUUUACUCCAUGAAAAAUGCAAUAAAAGUCACAGACCCUGCACAAAUUUUUCUGUGCACGAGAGUGGUCAGAAUUUAAUUUUAUACCCAUUUAUAUGGGUAAAUGUUUAAGAGGGAUCCUAAUAGUGUUUGUUUCAAGAAAGACAUGGCUAACUUUUUUUUAUACACCACACAUUAAGUAAAAAAAAAAGAACUGAGAGAGAAGUCAUGAAAGCAGGCACGCUGUAGUCACAUAUCUGCUUUGUGACUCACUGUAAAAAACUAUCAUGACUCUUCACAUGAGUCUGGUAAAAUGACAUCUCCAGCUUCUAACACUGUGAAAUAAUAAACCAUUCAUGAAAGACAAAUGGGGUUGUACUGUAUCUCCCACUUGGGGCAAAUGCACUUCUUGUUACAGUAUAUUUACCUCCUUUUAUUUUUGAUGUUUUGAAUAUAAAAUCUAGACCAAAUUUUAAUGGAUGGUGAAUGUUCAUUGGUAAGGUAAAUGCUGUCAUAUCUGGACAGACAAAAUGGUUAUUUUGCCUUACAAUUAAUACUUUAGUGAAGCAGUGCUUUAAGAUAAAAGCUUGUUGUAUUUAUUAUGCUUUUGUAUACAUUUCUCUAAGUAUGUACUGCAUUUAUACUCCCCAACUAAGCUGUGUUUUCCUAUUAUGAUGAGUGCUAAUGAAAAGUAGUAUAAAAAUUUGACUGGAACGCACUGUGCAAACUGACCAAGUUUGAACAGCCAGCUUUUGUAUGCAGAUACAGUGCAAGAAGAUGACAUCUUACUUUAUGCAUUCAUUUAUUUAUUUUACUGUACUAAUUUAAAUGUUAUUGAGAUGAAGAAGACAUCAUUUGCAUAUGCUCAUUUUAAUGCACUUAUUCAUGCAUGUCAUUUUAUGUGUAGCUACAAUAUGCAUGUUGAUAAAUAGGAAUCAUUAACUUGUAUAUAUGACAUACAGCUCCACAUUUGGACAUGCAUUGUACCCCAUUCACUUUUGUUUGUACUAUUACCAGUAACGAGGAAGUUCUCCAUUUUUGUCAUUAGCUUACGCUACUCAUGCUGUUUUUGUGAUGGGAAUAACUGUUAGAGCUGUUUUUUUUACUAUUUCAAACCCAAAUUUUCUUCAAAAUAAAUGUAAAAUACCUAUUGGAUCAAACACUGGGGCUCUCAAACAGAACACAAAAAGCAAAGAGUAAUAAUAGUUAAGAAAUGUCAAAAUAAAACAUGCUUAUUUUUUUCUAAGUGUUAAUUUUGGGAGAUUGAUUAGGUAAGACAUGUUGGCUAAUUUUCAGUUUUAUUUACAUUAAAAUAUUAAUGCUAUUGAUAAACAUUGAUAAAAUGUUAAGGUAUGCAUUGAUUUCUGUUUCAGCUUGGGGUAUAUGACUGCUUUUAUUUUGGAGAGCACUCUAUAUUCAGAAUGACUGUGCUGUAUAUUACUUGCAUGUCAUAUAAGUUUAGUGUUUUCAUGACUCUUUAGUUGGAGUACCUUUAGUAUAGCAGUUUAAACACUGGAGUACCACCAAACCAAAGAGUUACUGAUGUAUUUGUGCUUGAAAUGUUUUUUUUUUCAUUAUACAAAUAUUGGCUAUAGUAAAUUAAUUCAGAUGUCACAAUAAGAGCCAAUAAAGUCUGAAGCUUUGCAUAUUUGACACAACUGAUAAAUGAUCACAGACUGGAUAUAUAUAUGGGCAGGCAAACAAACUCAGAUAAAUAAUCUCGAAUAAAGAACCUCUAACAUAAACUUUUAGAAUAUUGAUGUAUAUGGUUAUAAAAAGCAAUUCAGAACACAAUGUUUUUCUCCUUUCCUUUUUCUCGUUGGCUCAGAUUUUUCAAACCUUUGUUAUCUGCUUAACCAUAUUUAUUGCAUUUUCUCUCUUACUUGAAUAUAUGGGGGAAACCUGUGUAAAUAUUUGGGAGUGAUGAACCUUAUUUGGUUACUUGUAUGUAGUAAAAUAAAACUUUUUCAGUGAU